This is a messenger RNA of Orbilia oligospora ATCC 24927, 1206 nucleotides long. RefSeq lists its product as uncharacterized. The transcript is spliced from 4 exons. The record is from RefSeq and is a predicted model, not a curated record. Bases 1 to 1206 code for a protein of 401 amino acids. NCBI's taxonomy places the organism in Eukaryota, Fungi, Ascomycota, Orbiliomycetes, Orbiliales, Orbiliaceae. Gene Ontology annotation, biological process: carbohydrate metabolic process. Gene Ontology annotation, molecular function: pectate lyase activity; cellulose binding. Gene Ontology annotation, cellular component: extracellular region.
AUGCGCUCACAAGUUCAAAUAUCUCUGAUUCUCGCAUUCGCCACGCAGGUACUUGCGCAGGCACAACCGUGGGGACAAUGCGGAGGUAACGGCUGGACAGGCCCCACCAGUUGCGUCUCUGGAUGGUGUUGUCAGGCAUCAAAUGAGUGGUACAGCCAGUGCAUCCAAGGUAGCUGCGGAGGCGGUGCGACUACCACCACAACCGUUCGGACUACAAUCACUUCCGCGAAAACUACUACUCCCGCCACGACUACACGCACCACAACAAGCUCAGGCGCAAAUCCAACUACCUCUUCUGGCAGCGGUACCUGUAGUGGAAGUAGCGCAGCGGUGAACCAGCUCCAGGGUUAUGGUACGGGGACAACUGGAGGUGGUUCUGGAUCUGGUACCACUGUUACAUCCUGUUCAGCGCUCGAGGCUGCGCUCAGUGGUACUACGGGCGGUGUGAUCCGUAUCAGUGGCCUUCUCAACGGUUGUGGAACAUACCGAGUCCCAUCUGAUACCACUAUUGUGGGCGUUGGCUCAAACUCCGGCAUGGUAAACGGCGGUCUCUACGUUCGCCGUGUUUCCAAUGUCAUUAUCCGCAACCUUAAGUUGAGCCCCCCGGCUAAAGGUGACGCAGUCAACAUUGAUGGCUCUGCUCGUGUCUGGGUAGACCAUUGUGAGUUCUACAGCUUAGGACUUGUUGGCGGGAAAGAUGAUUUUGAUGGACUCCUUGACGUCAACCAUGGAUCCGACUUUGUCACUAUCUCAUGGAACAAGUUCCGCGACCAUUGGAAAGGAUCCCUCGUCGGCCACUCAGAUAACAAUGCCAGCGAAGACACCGGAAAGCUUCACGUAACAUAUCAUCACAACUCUUUCACUAACGUUAACUCUCGUCUACCAUCUGUUCGCUUUGGAACCGCUCACAUUUUUAGUAACUGUUAUUCCAACAUCCCAACCUCCGGAAUCAAUUCUCGAAUGGGUGCUCAGGUUCUGGUUGAACAGAACCAUUUCCGUAACACCCAGCUUGCAAUAGUAACCAACCUCGAUUCCGACUACGACGGAUAUGCUGUCCACCGCAACAACAUCUUUGAUAGCUCAAAUAUUAGAAUUACACAAGUUGGAUCGUUCAGCUCUCCGCCUUAUUCCUAUACUGCUUCCCCAGCAUGCCGUGUCUGUGAUCUCAUUGCUUCCUCUGCCGGUACCGGUGUUAUCAGUGUCUAA